AUGCGUGUGAUGCAUGCUUGGCUGCUCUUUGUUGGCCUCUUGUGGAUGAUUCUGGACACUGCACUGUCAAGCACAACUGAUGUCAAGCUGUCAAACUCACUGCCGGCAACAGAUUCUGAUGUCGGGAGUUGGCCUCGCGUUAACUUUACCAGGAGUCGACACAAGCGACACAUUUCUUCUCGAGACCUGAGCGCUUUGUUGGAUUAUCAUAAUCGUGUCCGCUCUCAGGUUUUCCCCCCUGCUGCAAACAUGGAAUAUAUGGUUUGGGACAAAAGGCUUGCAAAAGCCGCAGAGUCCUGGGCAUCCCAGUGCAUAUGGGACCAUGGGCCAGGGCACGUUAUGCGCUACAUGGGUCAGAACCUGUCCAUCAACUCCGGAAGGUAUCGGUCAGUAAUUGACCUGGUGAGGUCUUGGCGCGAGGAAAAAAACUCCUUCGCUUAUCCAAGCAAAUGCAGUGCACCGGUGUGCAGCCAUUACACACAGAUGGUGUGGGCCACGUCCAACAAAAUAGGAUGCGCCAUCAACUGGUGCUCCAACAUGAACGUGUACGGCAGCGCGUGGAAGCAAGCCCUCAUCCUGGUGUGCAACUACUCCAUAAAGGGUAACUGGAUUGGUGAGGCCCCUUACAGGACCGGACGCCCCUGCUCAGCCUGCCCCUCCAGCUACGGAGGCUCCUGCAGCCGAAACCUGUGCUCCGCCCCCAAUGCCAGGUCCAACAAAAUACACUGGUCCUAACCGCUUCUGACCCCAGCCGCACUUCCUGGUGCUGACGUCACGUUUCCGUGGUAACGUUCUCCCCGAAGAAGAGGAGGGGAGCGAGUGUGUGUGUGAAAUGGGGAAGGAUGGCCCUCUGAAAACAUUUGGUCCUGGAGUGUUUUCCUUUAAUCGCUCUGACAAUUCAGUUCUGCAAUACCACUGUUCGUAUAACGACCAUGUUAUAAGUAUUGUAUUGGCAGCA
Conger conger (European conger) is the source of this 958-nucleotide messenger RNA. It is a transcript of the gene r3hdml, whose product is annotated as R3H domain containing-like. NCBI's taxonomy places the organism in Eukaryota, Metazoa, Chordata, Actinopteri, Anguilliformes, Congridae. The transcript is spliced from 5 exons. Bases 1 to 735 code for a protein of 244 amino acids. The record is from RefSeq and is a predicted model, not a curated record.